AUGGAAAGACAAAUUCUACUCAGCAAACAACAGCAACAUGAAGGUGCCAGCAUCGAUAGCACUGGCUAUGCUGAAGAGACUGGCUACGCUGACUUUUCUAUUGGAAUGAUACCACAGCGUAAAAACACUCGAAAGCGAAUCUGGUCAAUCAUUAGCAAAACUGCGCUCAUACCGGCCGUUGUGGCUAUCUUCUACCUUGGUCGAGCUACGAGCGAUAUAUCACCUGCGAGACCGCCGGAGCCUGUAUCGUUGGGUAAAUGUUCGCCUGAUUGGCGAGAGUCAAAGGCCCGGGGAUGCGUAUAUGAUUUUGUCCUUUCAACCUGGAUGCAUCCACGAUGCUUCAAUGAGGAGAUGCAUGAGCGGUAUCUUGGGUACAUGCAAUGGAGAAACACGACUUUCUGGUACGAGAGAGAACGAAUAAACAAGGUCCCUUUCGACAUAGCGGUGAAGGGAGAGCAUGGCGAGCUCUUCACAGAUGGAACAGUUCACCACAUGCAUUGCAGUUAUGUGUGGGACAGAAUUACGUAUGCCUCACACUUCAAGCCAAGGAUUCUGGACUCGCUUUGCAGGGAUCCGAAGCAUGUCGAGCACUGCAUUCUGUACAAUGGCAUUCCUCAGUCAUGGGAAAUUGACUUGCCGAAUAUUACGCGCAUCUAUAAUGAGCCUCAUGAAGUUGAUUGCUUGGUGGGAUGA
Colletotrichum truncatum is the source of this 693-nucleotide messenger RNA. RefSeq lists its product as uncharacterized. Lineage: Eukaryota; Fungi; Ascomycota; Sordariomycetes; Glomerellales; Glomerellaceae. The record is from RefSeq and is a predicted model, not a curated record.